AUGCUAGAGAAGCAAGCAGCAGCAUUGGAACAAGCAACAACAAAGCAGUCGAGCAGCGACGAAAGGAUUGAGCAGCUGAAGCGGAGUCUGGAUAUGGCCCAUUCUGAAGCUGCUAGAGCAAGGGCUAAGUAUGAGGAUGACUUGAGGACCACUCGAUGGGUGGUCGACCGGGUCACCAGGUUGGAAUUGCUGGUAGACCAGCUAAGGAAUAAAGAUGCGGCGAUCCGGCAAGAGUUGGGGAUAGAUCCGGAGCACGGCAUUUGGCGGGCUGCUGCAGGGAACGAUGCUGAUAGCGUUGCACCUCCUGUGGAGCCCCAUGUUCUUUCUCCUGAAAACCCGGGACACGCUGAUGAAGGGUAUGACGAUGAGUGGUGGGGCGAGCGUCAUGCCAAUGAGUACGUGGGGCUAGGUGGCGCUGAGAAGGGAUACUUCCAGUGGGAUGCGCUGGGACAUGGAGCUAGCCCGGAAGUUGAGGUGAAGAUACCUCAGCCUGCGUUCAAGUUACUGAAAGAUGCUCCUAAGCUGGACUUGUCUGCGGGGGGAGAGCCAUGGGAGGUUGGAAUGACAGUGCAUCAGUGGCGAGUUGAGACUAGGGCGGUCCUGACUGGCAUUCAUCCCAGUUUUGCAGAGUACUUCGAUAAGAUCUACGAUCAGGGGCGAAAGCGAUAUGAGGCUAAGAGGCUGACCGGAUUGGAGGAGCCAGUGCCAGAAGUUCUGGCGUCACAGGCCGAGAUGCACACGAGAUUGUCGCUGGCCCUCUUGAAGAAUCUUCCUUUGGCGGUUCGCCAGCCGGUGGUUGAAGGAUCGAUGUCGAAGAACGUUCGAUGCCUCUUGGUGCUUCAGAGCUUGCACGAAAGGUAUGCCCCUGGGGGGCGAGAGGAGCUGGAGUCCAUUCAGAGGGAUGGUGCUGCCGAUGCUGUCUGCCGAGAAGAGCUGCCCGAUCACCGCAGCCGACAUGGCAUGAAGGCCCCUUCCGUGAUAGGUGGCACUUCCAUUGGUGCAGGUGUGGUAACAUUCUUGACGCCGGAAGGUGCAAGCCGAGCUGUUACAGAGCUGGAUGCGACUGAAGUGGAUGGCCGACCCAUCUUGGUAAAACCAAACGAGCGCCAUUCUCGCAAAGGCGGUGGGAAAGGUCUCCGAGAAGCCCGCAUCUUCUGGGACGGUGUUCCGUAUUCCACCAACGAGGGAUUCUUGCGAAGAUCUUUCGAGCGGUAUGGGGACAUCAUUGAUUUCGAUUUCUGGAGAAGAAAAGACGGACGUUCUCACGGCAUGGGCACGUGUACCUACAGCCGAGUGGAUGAGGCAGAAGCAGCCAUUGAGAGCCUCAAUGGCAGUACCAUAGACGGGAGAAGUAUCUUAGUGCGGAAGGAUGAGAAAAGACCUGGGCCUGGACCCAAACCGGCAGAAGAGGAAGAAGUCUUGCGACCGGCCCGAAGCCGCGGCAAAGGCAAUGAGGACGAUGCUGGAGAUGGCACCAAAGUGUUUUGGAGUGGUGUCCCAAUUGGCACCACGGAGGGUUUUUUGCGCAGUCAGUUUGAGAGAGUGGGGACAAUUGUAGACUUCGACUUCUGGCGAAACCAGGAUGGCAGCUCCCUGGGAAAGGGAACUUGUAGAUUCGACCACUUUCGAGGGGCUCAGCGGGCGCUGCAGCGCCUCCACGGCUAUUCAAUCGACGGUGGCAUCAUGAUGCUGAAAGAAGACCAGGGAGGCAACAAAGGCGUGCUGCUGUAA
Molecule: messenger RNA, 1731 nt
Organism: Symbiodinium sp. CCMP2456
Lineage: Eukaryota; Dinophyceae; Suessiales; Symbiodiniaceae
Source: the annotation of a GenBank genome assembly